This is a messenger RNA of Oppiella nova, 1812 nucleotides long. The record is from the annotation of a GenBank genome assembly. NCBI's taxonomy places the organism in Eukaryota, Metazoa, Arthropoda, Arachnida, Sarcoptiformes, Oppiidae.
AUGGUUGUGUCCAUUGAGACGAGUCCUCAAACCAUAGCACCUAAUGAUCGCAACAACACAACCACUUCUUCGCCCAAAAGAAGUGUCAAUUCUGUUCGCUCUGAACCCAAACACAUCAGUCGUCGCAACCAUUUUGUCCAAUCAAAUGGUGACCAAACGACCGAUGAGAAUAAGGCUACCAGUCCUCAGCACCGGGUUAUUCUUGAGGCGCCGUUCGUUCGCAUGAAAGAGAUUCACAUAAGCCCUCCGCGGCAUCCCGUCCGAGAAGACUCGAAAAAGUUUAGGAUCGCGGAGUCCAAGAAAGAGGAGGGAAACAAACUCUACAAACAGAAGAAAUACAACGAAGCCUUCAAACAAUAUUCGGCGGCAAUCGAUUUAUGUCCAAACAUCGCCUCCUAUUACGGCAAUCGGUCGGCCUGUCUGAUGAUGAUCUACAAGUAUAAGGAGGCGCUCGCCGACAUCCAAAAGGCCACCAAAUUGGACACGACUUUCAUGAAAGGAUACCUAAGGGAAGCGAAAUGCCAUUUACUGUUUGGUGACAUCGCUUCUGCCGCCCGUUGUCUCGAAACCGUCAAAUCCAUUGAACCAAACAAUACUACGUUAGCUACGGAAAAGAAGAACUUAGACCUGUUGGACAAGUAUGUGAAUGAGUCGAAGAGGAAUUUCGAUAAAAGCGAUUACCGGUCGACGCUCUUCAACAUCAAGAAAGCGCUGGAGAUCGCCACCCAAUGCACAGCCUUUAAGUUAAUCAAAGCCGAGUGUUUAGUAUUACUGUCGAAACACAGCGAAGGGCAGGAAAUAGUGAACGAUAUCCUAAGAUUUGAUUCGCGCAAUGCGGACGCCAUUUACGUCAGAGGAAUGGCUCUGUACUACACGGAUAACGUGGACAAAGCCUUCCAGCACUUCCAGCAGGUGUUGGUCUUAAAUCCAGACCACGAACGCGCGAAACAGGUCUAUAAGAAAGCGAAACAACUGUUGGCUCAGAAACAGGAGGGAAAUAAUGCCAUCAAAGAGAAUAAGAUCGACGACGCGCUCAGAAUAUAUACCAGCGCUCUCACGACUGACCCCUUAAAUGGCUUAACAAAUGCCAAGAUUUACUUCAACCGAUCCAUCGCUUACGCAAAGCUCAAAAAACUUCCGGAAGCCAUCGAUGACUGUUCCCAAGCCAUCCGGUUAGACGACAAUUACAUCAAAGCCUACUUAAGAAGAGCUAAAUUAUAUAUGGAUUCCGAACAAUACGAAGAAGCGGUUCGUGACUACGAGACUGUCCUGAAGAGGGAGAAAAAUAGAGAACACAAACAACUUCUAGAAAACGCGAAACUAGAGCUCAAAAAGUCUAAACGAAAAGAUUACUAUAAAAUUCUGGGCGUCUCUAAGACGGCCACCGAUGACGACCUAAAGAAGGCCUACAAAGUGGCUGCACUGAGACACCAUCCGGACAGACACACCAACGCUUCCGAAGCCGAGAAGAAGGAACAGGAGAAGAAGUUCAAAGAGGUGGGUGAGGCAUACGCUGUGCUGACCGACCCUAAGAAGAGGUCCCGCUAUGAUAACGGUAUGGAUCUGGACGGCAACGGAAUGGACGGCGGCUUUGAUAUCGACCCCAACAAUCUGUUCCAAGCGUUUUGGAGUUCGGGAGCACCGGGCGGUGGUUUCAGUUCGAGUCAGGGCCCGUUCCACUACACCUUUUCCCAGGGAGGCAACCACUCGGGACAACACGGCUUCUCAUUCAACAACUUUCCCUUUUAAUGAACACUUUAUUUGGAAAAAUAAAUUUAUAAUAAAAUUCAUAAAAUUUAAUUUUACGUUAAA